UUAACAAAUCAUCUACUGCACACACUAAUGUACACCUCCCAAAGGACAUUGCUGCAGGACUCCUUAACCAUAACUGUGACAUUUCUGAUUCUACAUCUCCAUUUUAUCCAGUUAUCUUCCUUCUCUCCUGCUUCAAUUGUGUUUUAUAACUGUGUAUUUAAGUAAUGAGUAAAUACACCUAUAAAUUUUAUGUUGCAAACUGAGUUUAUUGAGGCAGGAUUUUCUCAUGUUUCUCACAAUACUCUACAAGCAGGGCAAUUUAAAUUUACAUGACCCACACAACCCCAUCUCUCCUCCACCUUGUUGCCCUGCUGUUGCUGCUAUCUGACUCUGAAUAUCUGAAUAUUUUCUAGUUUUAGUCAGAACACGUGCAGCUGCAUUCUGGACCAGCUGGAGAGUCUUUAGAGACUUGUUACAGCCUGAUUUGUUUGUGAAUGUCAUGAUGUUAUCCUUCUGCUGCACUUUGUCCUGUAUGUUUGAGCAGCACAUGUUCAUGUGCAGACAGAAACAGGUGAGGGAGAGUGAAAGUGAAAGUAACAGUUGGGCGGGAAAGCUUGUGGGUUUCAUGAAAAAAACAUCUGAUAAAAGAGGAAGCUAAAGGUAAAGAGUCAGUAACCUUUUGACUCCACUGUGCUGCAGAACUACGACAGGAGAAGAAGAAUGAUCGAUCAAUGCAUAUUCUGGGGUAUCGAUCAUGACGUCCUUCAUAUCUUCCUCUCUACAGCACUUCUUCUGUUUCCUCAUGUUCAUGGAUCUGAGCAGCCGCCUUCUCCCACUCUCAGUGAACCAUGGAGACAAAUAUCUUGGGGAGACAACGAGACAGAUCUGCAGUAUGUGGAGAAUUACUCGCCUGCAAAGGGGAAAGUCAAACAUCUCCGAGUUCUGCUGUACGGGCCGGUUGGAGCCGGAAAGUCCAGCUUCAUUAACUCUGUCAGCAAUGUCCUGCGACGCAGAAUGAGCAUUCCUGCUGCAGCCAGUUCUACCACCUCUGACAAGAGUUUCACUAAAAAAUAUGAAACUCAUGAAAUCAGAAGAGGAACCUCAAACAGCUUCUACCCGAUCAUCUUCAAUGACAUCAUGGGUCUGGAGGAGGGGACGGGACAAGGCGUCCAUCCUGAAGACAUCAAACUGGCCAUGAUGGGACGUGUGAAGGAGGGUUACAAGUUCAACUCAGCAUCUGCACUGUCAGAGCAUGAUGAAGGAUACAACCGAUCCCCCUCUCUAGACGAUCGAGUCCACGUUCUGGUUUGCGUCCUCUCUGCUAACACAGCAGAGAUUAAAGAGUCGAUUUUAGAGAAGAUGAAGGUCGUCAGAGAGGCAGCCAGAGACCUGGGGAUUCCUCAGAUGGCGAUAAUCACAAAGAUCGAUGAGGCCUGUGCUGAAACUGAAAAGGAUGUGAGGAACGUUUAUAAAAGCAUGCACCUGAAGAAAAAGAUGAAAGAUUUCAAGUCAGCAGUUGGUAUCCCUUUGAACUGCAUCUUUCCUGUGAAGAACUACAAUAAAGAAAUCGACCUCAACGAUGAUGUUGACACUCUAAUCCUCAGCGCUCUGAGACGCAUGAUCGACUUUGGAGAUGACUUCAUCAAGAAAAUGGAUCACCAGUACCACGAGGAGCAGUGGCGGAAUUUGAUACACAGUUGUAUACAGUGGUUUGACAUCUUGAUAACUGGACUACAGCAGUUUGGUACCUUGAUAACUAAACUACAGCAGUUUGGUACCUUGAUAACUGGACUACUGCAGUUUGGUAUGUUGAUAACUGGACUACAGCAGUUUGGUAUCUUGAUGACUCUGCUUUUGGGGUUUGGCAUCUUGAUCAUGAUGAGAUCUCAUUGAUGACAUUUCAGGUGUGUCCCUCUCUCUUAACUAAAGACGUUUAGUUCAUCUGGGUAAAUGCUGGUUUGUUUACAACCUGUGAUCUUUUUUCUCUGUUCGACCUUUUUUAACAAUGUUUGCUGCAUCCUCAGAACUCAGAAAUGAACUUGGUGAGUGCACCAUUAUUAUCACCUCUGGACUGAGAUAAGGAAGUUCAAUCCAAACUGUAGUUUUCCUUUAAGCCAUGGUUAGCAGUUAGCUUGUUGCUAUGGUAACCUGUACUUCAACAAAGCAGUGCUUAAACUAUUGAUCAGAGCUACGUUUGAGGUGUCCACAUAUGAUUUUAACAGACACCUGCCAGCCAGUCAGAGAGCAAGAAUUCCUGUGGCCACGGUAUAAAUAUUCAAUUCAGUUCAAUUCAAUUCAAUUCAAUUCAAUUUUAUUUAUAUAGCACC
Thunnus maccoyii (southern bluefin tuna) is the source of this 2267-nucleotide messenger RNA. Its product is annotated as interferon-induced protein 44-like. NCBI's taxonomy places the organism in Eukaryota, Metazoa, Chordata, Actinopteri, Scombriformes, Scombridae. The coding region runs from base 661 to 1833 and encodes 390 amino acids. The record is from RefSeq and is a predicted model, not a curated record. The transcript is spliced from 10 exons.